AUGUGCAGGAUGAGCCCAAAUGAAAUUGAACCCUUCGCAGCCCUUAAAGAGAUCCCCUUACAGCUCCACAUGUGGUGGAAUGAUCUAGGAAAAGGCAGUAGAGAAACCGUGGUAAAUGUUCUGGGAGGUCUCAUCGGACUAUUGAACAUCAAGCCAAUGUUGGACAUAAUUGAAGCAUUAGUACCUUUUUGGGACCCAACUCACAAUGUGUUCCGUUUCUCUGACUUUGAGCUCACAACUACACUGGAGGAAGUUGCGGGUUAUGCGGGCCUUAAUGGAAACCUUAGAAGUCGAUAUCAAGUGUCACCAAGAUUGGUAUCUCCCCACAGAUUUCACGAUCUGCUGAGUAUUAGUCGGGAUAUUCAGGAUGGAAAUUUAUCUGCAGGAUAUUGCACUCUCCAAUUCUUGUAUCAACGUUAUGGUAACCCCCGGGGUUUUGAAGAGCCGAACACUGGUCUGACCCAUGCCGGAAAUAAAGACAAAUGGGAGGCAAGGCGGGGUUUGGCUUUUAUAGGUGCCUUUUUGGGUGUUGUAGUUUGUCCGCGAAAAGAUGGUAAUAUAGAGGUGGGUCUCGUAGGAAUGAUCGAUGUUGCAAUCAAGAAAGCCAACAGCACUGUGGUUCCCCUAAUCUUAUCUGAAAUCUACCGAGCCUUGACUAUCUGUCGGGAAGGGGGAAAGUUCUUCCAAGGCUGCAAUCUCCGAGUAGUGGGUAUUGAAUUCCCCGAGGGCAUUGAAGCUUGGCUUGCACAUUUGAGCUCAUUGACCGCCGAUAAAAUUGAGUGGGCAUUCGGAUGGCUUCCCGUCACCGAAGUAGUAUACAUGUCAGCUGAAGUGUGUUAUCUCCUCCUGAUGGGCAUCCGGAGCAUCCAGCCGUAUGCUCCCCACAGGGUUUUGCGCCAAUUAGGAAGAUUUCAAACCGUUCCCCAUGACGAAGAUUUGAGUAAACAUGUCAUUGAAUUGGGCCCAAAAGCCGUAUUUCCAUAA
Messenger RNA from Nicotiana tabacum (common tobacco), 984 nucleotides. NCBI's taxonomy places the organism in Eukaryota, Viridiplantae, Streptophyta, Magnoliopsida, Solanales, Solanaceae. The record is from RefSeq and is a predicted model, not a curated record.